Messenger RNA from Adineta ricciae, 276 nucleotides. Lineage: Eukaryota; Metazoa; Rotifera; Eurotatoria; Adinetida; Adinetidae. The record is from the annotation of a GenBank genome assembly.
AUGCGACGCUGUUUAAUUGUUCUGGUUGCUAUAACACUUGUUUUCUUUACAACGAAUGCAGAAACAGAUAUUCGUCAACGAUUUGAAGGCUUAAUUGGUAAGAGUGUUCAUAUUGCAUGGCAUCAAAUUGAUCGUGAAGCACCCGGACGACCAAUUGAAAUCAUACGUGAGAGUUCUCCUCAAUCCAAUCGAGCAAUUACGCCCGGCUACGUUCGCGUCAUUCUCAGCGACGAAACUGGUCAAGUUCUCUACACUCCGAUCUUGCAGCCCGAGUGA